Molecule: messenger RNA, 778 nt
Organism: Galleria mellonella (greater wax moth)
Lineage: Eukaryota; Metazoa; Arthropoda; Insecta; Lepidoptera; Pyralidae
Gene: mRpL35
Product: 39S ribosomal protein L35, mitochondrial
Exons: 2
Coding region: 129-656 (175 amino acids)
Biological process (GO): translation
Cellular component (GO): mitochondrion; ribosome
Molecular function (GO): structural constituent of ribosome
Source: RefSeq, a predicted model, not a curated record
CUAAAACGAGGAUUCGUCGAUAGAAUUCUAAACAUUAAGUUGCAAGCUGUGGUUGCAAGGGCAGCUUUAAUUGGCAACACUGCUGCUCUAUUGCUGCAAGAAAAAAAAAACCUUGUAAUGAUUGAAAAAUGUUUCGUUCUAUAUUUUGUGCCGUACGUAAUCUACGAACUUUUACUGUCCCCUAUUAUAAGGCCAGUAUCAUUACCAAAAAUGUAAAAAGUUUGUGUACAUACAAUAAUCUUCAAGUUACACCUAAACUGCAAAGUUUUAGCAAUGGAUCUCUAUCAUCUAACCCACAAAUAUUGGCUUUAACUAAUAACAUAGUCGUUCCAAUAAGAACUGUAACAAAGUUCAGUUUAAAGAAAGGCAAAAGGAAAACUGUUAAAGCUGUAACUCGUAGAUUCUUUCGUUUGCAUUGGGGUGGAUGGAUAAGACCUAAAGUGGGCAGAAAGAAGAGGCUAUGGAAAAAAUCAAGUGCGCAAAAACGACGUCUUCGUCAGCAUGUUCUCUGUAAUUCAACUCAAAGUACCUUAUUAGAUAAAAUGGUUACAAAAUUCUGGAAGCGCCCCAAGUAUUAUGUUGAUGAUCCAUAUUCACCAUAUCAUACAAGAGAAGAAUUUUAUAUUACACGAAGAAAGCCCAUAGUUAGAAAUUAGUGAGAUUUUGAUUGUAUAUUUGUUUAACUAGAACAAAUUUAGUUUUUCAGUGUAACUUAUAUACAUUUUUUUCUUGUUAUACCUUAGUAAUGUAAUAAAAUAUAGCACUCAUGUAAAAUUAA